AUGUUAACACCGAGGCCUAGAAUCGGCACAGUCGGCGAAGCGGUCAUGGUUGAAGUCAAUUGUUGGGACUUCGAAGUAGCUGACGUUCAAAUCCACCGAUAUGACAUUCAACCAAUGCAACCGCAAGAGGUGACGGAAAAUGGGAUUAACCAGUUGAAAUUGCAUGAAAAAUUCUUGCUCAAGUACAUGAAAUUUGUUUACAAUUUGAUGGAUGAUGACGUGUUUUCAGAUGCAAAUCGAUUCUGCUUUUCACUGGAACCCCUUGAAAGAAAAUUCACUCUCUCAGAACCACAAUAUUUAGAUGUGUAUGAAGGUGAAAGAAAAUUGAGAUUAAAAUAUGUUAUUAAGAAAUUGAGAACAAUAUCAGCCCAAUCUAUUAAACAGUACAUGGAGAAUCCUAAUUCAAUGAGAGAGGAAACUCCUCAGAAAGCAAUCAAUAUGCUAGACAAUCUUUUCCGUUGGGUUAAUAGAAAAAUCUUUGAAAUUUUCCUGAAUGGGGUGUAUUUAAGAGAUCCUGAAAAGAUAUGUUCAAAUGGCCUUUACAGCAUUUAUAGGGAUACGGGCAAAUCCUUCUCAAAGGUAUUAACAAUGUUUAGCUUAUCGGAUAAAACAGCGGAUGAGAUCAUUAUCAAAGCAUUUGAUAUGUCUGUAACAGAAUAUUUUACAAGGAAGUAUGGCAUAGUUUUGAAGUAUCCUAAUCUCCCUUGUGUUCGGAUCGAGAAAAACAGAGAUGAGUUUAUGCCAAUGGAAUUGCUAACAGUCUUGCCAUUUCAAAAAGCACGAGAAGAUAAAAGACGUAUUGCCUCUGAGGUUACUCGCAUAGCUGCAGUUAAACCCUCAGAACGAUUUAGGGAUUUGGAGAGGAUGGUAAAGCAAGUUAUGUCAUUGCGCAGUUCGUUGAUAUCAAAAUUGAAUUUAAAGUUCACAGACCCGAAGCCAGUUCGAGUUGUGGCUCGAGAAUUGCCCCAACCAAAUUCUCGAUUUUUUAAUGGCACACAAGAGAUGAAACGAGGCUCGUGGAGUCAUGAACCCUUCCUUGAAUCUGCCUCUACUUUCCUUAAAUGGGUCAUUGUUGUUUUGCAUCCGUUCAAGAUUAGGAAUGUUGAUUGGCUUCGAAAAGAGCUUCCAAUGGCUGCCCAAAAGUCUGGACUUGAAAUGGAUAGGAAUUCAGAAUUGGGAGGCUCGAAUUGGCAAGUCAGUCAAUUAUCAGAUUGGUGGGGAAAGGAGAUCAUCAUGGUUGCCGGUGCUGACGUAACACAUCCAACUUCUAAAAACGGAGGCCUUCGAAAAUCUGUUGCAGCAGUUGUGGCCUCGAUUUCUCCAGACCUGGUGAAGUAUGCUGCAGUGGUGAGACAACAGGAACACAAAUUGGCCAGUGAGUGCAUAAAUGGAAUGAAGGACAUAUUUACUGACCUUUUGGAUGGACAGUUCUAUCAAGUGCUGGAGUCAGAGCUUGGAGAUAUUCAAGAAGCUUGUACUGAUAUUCGACCUGGAUAUGAACCUGGAAUCACCUUUAUUGUUGUGCAAAAGCAUCAUCACAUUCGUUCCACUCCUAUUUCUGAGAAAUCACAAAAUAUCUCUCCAGGAACAGUAGUGGACUCAGAGAUCACUCACAACAGAGAAUUUGACUUCUACCUUUGCUCGCAUAAAGCUAUUCAAGGCACUUCAAAGCCGGCUCAUUACACUGUACUUUAUGAUGAUAACGACUGGGAUUCAGACGAUCUCCAAUUGUUCACUUACUUCUUGUGCCGUGCUUCUAUGCGUUCCAAUCGAACCAUUUCCUACCCUACGCCGACCUACUAUGCACAUUUGGCGGCUUUCCGAGGUAGAAGUUGGCUCAAAGAUGCCCUGAAUCCUUCGGCUUUUCUGAAAAAUAGCAAGUUUGCAAUUGUCGAAGGACAAAAAGACUUGAUGUUCUUUCUGAAGUCUCUUUACUUAGAUUAA
Molecule: messenger RNA, 1944 nt
Organism: Rodentolepis nana
Lineage: Eukaryota; Metazoa; Platyhelminthes; Cestoda; Cyclophyllidea; Hymenolepididae
Source: the annotation of a GenBank genome assembly